Durio zibethinus is the source of this 981-nucleotide messenger RNA. RefSeq lists its product as uncharacterized. The record is from RefSeq and is a predicted model, not a curated record. NCBI's taxonomy places the organism in Eukaryota, Viridiplantae, Streptophyta, Magnoliopsida, Malvales, Malvaceae.
UCUAGGAGCCGACUUUGACUGCGCCAACUAGCAAGUGUUGUUUCUCAAAGAGAUCUGUCUUUCUAUUUUACUCAUUUUCUCUAAUCCCUGAUUCGAUUUCGCUCUCAAAAUAUCCAAGGGUAGUGAAAUGGCGGAAUCAAAACCAUUGAGAAAACCUGUUUUCACCAAGGUGGACCAACUUCGCCCUGGCACUAGUGGUCACACUCUUUCUGUCAAGGUUGUCAGCACAAAGAUGGUAUUGCAGAAGGGUCGUGCUGAUGGUCCUCAAGUUCGUCAAAUGCGAAUUGCUGAAUGCUUGGUAGGAGACGAGACAGGAAUGAUUAUCUUUACCGCUAGAAAUGAACAAGUGGACUUAAUGAAAGAGGGCGCUACUGUAAUUCUUCGCAAUGCGAAAAUUGACAUGUUUAAAGGAUCAAUGAGGCUUGCAGUGGACAAGUGGGGUCGUGUUGAGGUUACUGAACCUGCUAGUUUCACUGUGAAGGAAGAUAACAAUUUGUCACUGAUCGAGUAUGAACUUGUUAAUGUUGUUGAAGAGUGACCUUUCUAGACAGUGUUUGCUUUGUUUCUAUAUUGUGACCCAAGAAUAAAAUCAACUCCAGUAAACAUGUUACUCUGAUCUAUGUGACACCUCAUCUUCAAAAGGCUCAUGGAAGUUCACUUUUAGGAGGAAGAGCUCUAGAAGCUAGUCUAGAACUUGAAGUUCCUUCUUGCCUUUGCAGUAAAUCCAGCAGAACCUUUUGGUUGGAGACCUCAAAACAUAUGGUGAUGGCUAUGAAUUUUAGGGUUUAAAAAGCUAGCUUUUGGAACUUGCUUUCAUUUGUUUACUUAUUUCUCUUUUCUGGGAAGCAACUGUUAUUUGGCUUUUAGAUUAUACUUAAGAGGUUUAAUAUUAUAAAUGUAUGCCUACAUACGUCAUAUGACUCAUAUUGUCUCUUGCUUGUCUAAUCUUUCCAAGUUAUAUAUCUAAGUGAUUUGGCAAAA